AUAUUAGUUUGUUUGCUGUUGGAGACGGACCGAAGAAAUCCGAAAAUUUAAUCUUUCUGAAGUUGAAGAUUUGCUGUAAUAAUGCGUCUGUUUUUCUCUUUGUUUCCUCUUUUAUUUUUGGAGUGACGAGUCUUAGGCUGAAGAGACUGAAAGUAACCGUACUUCUAGACAGAGUCAAAGUGUUAGGCUACAUAUCGUUGCCGUCGUGCACAAACCCACGAAGAAGGCUCGAAGGCUCGAAGUCGAAGGCCACCGACAAUAUUUUACAGAAAAGCAAAAAACGGGUUAUUUCCUUUAUUACUUAGAAUCUAAUAUUUUUGUAGACUUUUCAAAUUUUUCGUAUAAAAUAUGGGUUUACACCUUCUCGCAUGUUGUUUGAAGUGGUAAAUUGAAUCAUUGCUAAGAAAAAGGACUUAGAAGUUUCUGCUCGAGUUUAUUGUCGUGGAAAGACCCUAUUUAAAAGCGCCAAAUGUGUCACAUACGAGGCCUGUGCACGACGGAUCUGAACCGGCUGUCGUCAGCUGAUGUUGCUUUGGUGGUUUUGUUCUUAAGUGAAUCAUUGAUGACGGCUUGUGUGGAUACCUAAUUCAAUCCUAAGAACAGCUUGGAGUGUCUCUUCAUACUGUGACAAGUCCCUGGAGCUGGUUUCUUCGUUUCUCAAUACUAAUGAAAAGAGAAAAAAGACCUCUGGAAAUUCAGUGAAUUGUACCUUUGUUUGACUCUCGUGGGUAAGGUGAAUGUGCCCUUUACCAUGUGGUUCAAUCUGCGUUCAAGAAGUAUGUAGAUAUAUUCACCAGCACCUUAACUACAUCAUACUAUAAUGCUACACAAGCAGGAGAAAUGUUGAAUGCAACAUAGAGAUAAUCCAAGAGUCAAGUGAGAAAAGGAGUCAUGGAGAGACAGUUGUCAACACCGAGGAAGCAAGUGUCAGAUCAGCCUGCAAACACUUUACUCUUUGUUGAUAAUGAUGAUCGUUUUGCCAAAUCUGUCACAGAGACAAUCAGGGAAAAGAAAACUGAAAAGAGCGUACACUUUGCCAAUGAAGAUGACAUGGUUUCAAGCAGUGAAGUUUCUGCUGCAGACUCUUUGCAAACCAGCCGAGAGUUGAUCUCAUGGAUACCCUCAGAACACCUGUAUAGUGAAGACACUUUCAUCCCAGAAACUCACGGGGAAACUUCCACAGCUCACUCAGGUCCUGCUGCUAGUGAUCCCACUGCUCCUAGUGCAGUUAGUUAUGGAUCGAGCACCUUCAUUGAACUGGAGUCAGAGGAUGAGACAAAGACGGAGAGUGAGUACUCUUCUUACACGGAGAGCAUCAGCUCCUCUGAUGUCUUCUCCUCUCGCAGUGGCAGUGCCACGUACAGAGAAUGGAAAGAUGUGACUGAGAUCGUGAAAGACAUUGAAGAGCUUGAGGAGAGUGAGUUUGUGACUCAAGCAGAUGUGAAUUAUUUUGCUCGUGCACAGGAUGAUGACACUGACUUCACCGAUUCCAUGGAUGAGGAGAUGAUGGAGCAGGCGAGACAAGACUUCCUCCUGGCCACGAUGCGACGACUCCGUCUGGGUUCUGUGUACAGCCCACGCAGUCUGGCUCUAGACUCUACCUCAACCACCCACAGGAGUGGGGCCAAAGCUACGGUUGGUGAGAACAAUAAAGACCAGAUGUCAUUCUGCCAGAAAAUGAUCCAGCGUUGCAAAGCUGAAACAGAAAGUAAGCCAACCUCUGCCUCAACCAGAACAACUGAGCUUCAUACAAAAGCUGAGUCAGCAAAACAUCAGGUCCUUGAACACUACGGAGUCAGCUCAGCACUGGUGGACAGACUGAGAGUGGACAACUUGUGUCAGCGGCUGGACAAGAAAGCAAAAACUUUGGAUGAAGAGGCUGAAAAAUCUGUGCGCUUUGUGAAGGAUCAUCAAGAUGUGGAAGCUGAGAUGGCCAAACAGAAGUUUAUCUCUCAGAUUCAGGCUCGUGUACAAAAUGAAAAAACAGAGGAGAGAAUUCAAGCUCAUCUUAUACGCAUGCACCCAGUGAAGUGGUUCUCAGAUUUUGUCAUUGGAUUGCCAGGAUGGGAUGAGGACUCGAGAGAAAUCUUGUACAAGUACAAGAGACAAGUGGAGAAAAGAAUGGAGGAAACCGCCGAGUGAAAUUUUUAUUGUUCUUACACUUCUUAUGGCUCCCUCUGGAUCUAAUAAUAAUAGACUGUAUGUGCUUCAACAAACAGUGCAACUGAUUUAGUACAUGGUCCAAUUACUUACCACUGAAGUGGAGUGUCCCUCAAUUUUCAAGCGGUAUUAUACCAUUGUUGAUUGCCCUCUUUAUUUAUUCUCCAGACUAUCUUUAUAGGUAGGAAUGUGUUUAGAUUUUUUUUCUUUUUGGUAUGUGUUGUACAGCAUUUGCAACUGCAUAAGGGACACAUUUAGUGUUUUCAGUUUGUUUAUAAAUUUGCGAGGACAUGCACACAUAGAAAGUAUGAUCUAUUUUUGUAUAACAGCAUGGGCCGGGAACACAAGACAACAAGAUAAA
Messenger RNA from Aplysia californica (California sea hare), 2521 nucleotides. RefSeq lists its product as uncharacterized. NCBI's taxonomy places the organism in Eukaryota, Metazoa, Mollusca, Gastropoda, Aplysiida, Aplysiidae. The transcript is spliced from 11 exons. The coding region runs from base 892 to 2142 and encodes 416 amino acids. The record is from RefSeq and is a predicted model, not a curated record.